UCAGUUGGUAAAACAAAUAAAAUUGUGCAAUGGGCACUGUCAGGGUGACUCAUAAACAGCUGGUUUAAUUUACAGAAAAACUCAAUGCACUUUUGAGGAAUUGCUCGUGAUGUUUUCUGUCUGAGCAAACCAGGUUAUGUUAACCAAUCCACAUCGUUCAGCACACAAGCUUUAAACCGCCCCUGUUGUCGAACAAGCACUGCAGCGGACAGACAGACUUCAGUGCGUUUCAUAUUUUUAUGAAAGUGUGCAGACGUGAGCAAUGCCUGUAAACAGAGAGGGAAUGAACUCCAAUCUCAUCGACGGACCUGACGAUGACUGCAGCAGUCCAGAUGUGCGAUAUUCAGUUUUUCAGAACCCAGAUAAAAGUGGAAAGCGAUUUUGCCAAGAUCCCUUCAAGGUGGCAACAGCAUGUCUGACUGGCUUCUGCCUCAUCUUACUCCUGAUCCUGGUGGUCACAAGUGUUCACAGCGGUAAGGCACGUUCGUCUGAUCAGGAGUCCCCGUCCAGCGCUGCUGAAUCGCACAUGCAUAAGGGCUGCGCUAACGUAUCAGCUCUGACUGAAGAGCUGCAGGCUGUGAAGAAAGAAAAGAGUGAACUGGAGAAAGAAAGGACGCAGCUGAAAAACAGAAUCGCUGAACUUGGUUAGUGAGGUUAAAGUGCAUUCAUUUGUGCUAUCAACAAACAAUAUCUGUCGCAUUUCAUAGCGUUUAAAUGUUGGGUCUUUUUAGAGGCAACCCCUGCAGCACAAACCACUCCAUUGCCAACAAAGAGUCCCUGUCCUGAAGACUGGAAGCACUUUGACGGCAGCUGUUACUACGUCUCAGAAUACAGAAGGAGCUGGUCGGAUAGUCAGACGUACUGCAAGCGGCAAGGAGGACAUCUGGCCAUCAUCCUCACAGCUGAGGAACAGUUGAUAUUUGACCUGAUGAAGAGUUUAUUAUGGAACGUUUUGUGGUUUGGCAUAAGUGAUGAAAAAGUAGAAGAUGACUGGUACUGGGUGGAUGGAACUAAACUAGUUGGAGGUUUCUGGGAAGAUGGCGAGCCCAACAACCAUAUUAAUGAAGACUGUGGCUACAUGAUAAAAACAGAUGUGUUAAGCCGUGUGGCUAUAAAGAGCUGGUAUGACGCGCCCUGCCACAUGUCCUUGCCCUGGAUCUGUGAGAAACUGCUGUCCUCUUGAUCUUCACUCCUACCACCAUCAUCAACAGACGUUCAUUGAUUGUUAGUAAUACGAGCUGUAAUGCAAUUUCCAUUGCAUUGAGAAUGUCUUGUCUCAGGGUUUUCAGUCAGUGUUUAGACACCAUUUGUGCAUUAAUCUACAUUUAGCUGUGCUUUUUAACACUGGGCGAUUUAGUAAAUUCAUUAACUGCUUGAAUUUUAUAGAAAAAUCAACUGAGGCUGAUUUAUCAUAACACUUUUUAAAAAACUGUGUAAAAAAUAUUGUCUGUCUUUACCUUAACAACUAAACAUUUUUAAUUGUUUUUAUAAUAUGUUCUGUUUGCUUUUUUGCUUUCUUGGCUUUAUAUUACCUAACAAUAAAAAAUUAACAGUCAUUUUA
Molecule: messenger RNA, 1561 nt
Organism: Cyprinus carpio (common carp)
Lineage: Eukaryota; Metazoa; Chordata; Actinopteri; Cypriniformes; Cyprinidae
Exons: 5
Source: RefSeq, a predicted model, not a curated record